AUGGGCUCGGCUUUGUCGAUGCCGGCUGUUAGGGGGAAAGGAGCCGAUUUGUUUGCCAAGAGGCAGUCUCGUAUGGAGAAGUAUGUUGUGGAUUCGGACACUGUGCUGGCAGCCACUGCACAGGCAGCUCAGCAAGCCCAGGCAGCCACUGCGCAGGCAAACAAGGCAAGGCCCACGUCGCCCUCUCCCUCCGUACCACAUUCAUGGAAAUAUUCACCCAAUUGCAGAGCUCCCCCUACAUCGAAUUACAACCCCAUACAGUCUCCUUCCUACCCACCAGGGGCCAUUAAGCAACCCCCUCCAUCUAGCCCUGCAGCCAAAGCCAAGAAAGGGAAAGGCAAACCUGCCUGCAAACCCCUUGCUGUUAUAGAUGUCAUGAAACAUCAGCCUUAUCAGCUCAAUGCCUCCCUCUUUACUUACGGCCCAGCAGUGGAGGCUGCCGAGGCUGCCAAGGCAGCUGCACCAAAGCCUGCCCCAGCUCCUGCCCCAGUCCCUCCAAACCAAAACCCACCAAUAAAAUAUGAGCAAGCUGUUCCUGUCCAGCCGGCUGGACCAAUGAAUGCUCCCUAUCCACAGCAGCACCAGCAGCUCUACGGGAUUCCCCCUCAACCACCCAUGCAUGAUAGUCCCUACCCCCAAGCCUCACCUAAUGCUUACCAGCCAUCUAACAAUCCCUACCAGCAGGUUCCUGCCGGUUCUUACCAACAUCCAUAUAAUCCCCCUUACCAACAACCCCCUCCAGCCCCUUAUCAACCCCAUCCCCAGCACCAAGCUCCAAACCCUUCUUACCAACAGACCCCCCAAGGUCCUUAUCAGCCAGCCCAUAGCCCCCCCUACCAAGUGGCACCCCAAGCCCCCUACCAGCCACUACCUCCCAGUACCUAUGUGGUGCCCAGCUUUCCCAUAGCGGCAAAGUCUGAGUCCAUCUCUGGGGGCAGCACAGCUCCAAAGCCCAGGUUCAUGGCCAAAAAGAGUUCAGCCCAGGUGUGGAAGCCAGCAGCUGCGGAGAAAGAAUGA
Coregonus sp. 'balchen' is the source of this 1017-nucleotide messenger RNA. The record is from the annotation of a GenBank genome assembly. Lineage: Eukaryota; Metazoa; Chordata; Actinopteri; Salmoniformes; Salmonidae.